AUGAGUAAAUCAAAAAACUUGAUUAUAGUAGCAAUCAUUUGUCAACUAAUUUUAAAUGCUUCAGCCUAAUGUGAAAUGAAUAAUGGAUAAUGUCCUGAGGGUUGCAACUUAGUUUCUGGAAAUUGUAUAGAAGAUAAAUGUAAUAAUUAUAUUUAAAAAUUGGGAAAUUCUACAUCUAAUCCAUUUAGUGGUUAAUUAGAAUUUGUAAAUGGAACAAUAGAUUUAAAUGUUACUAUAUUUUAUAUUGAUGAUGAUUAUUCAGACCAAAAAAAAUUUGGAAUAGUUAAAGGAGAAAAUAAAGAAUCUUGUUUAGAAAUGUAGAUAUGGAUGUAUUAAAAUUCCUAAUAUAAAAUCAAAUAAGAAAUAAGUUACCCAAUUCAAUACAUCAAUGAUAAUAAGAACAAAAGAGCUUAUUCAUAUAUUAUUCCUAGUAAAGAUUUUGUGAAUUAAUUGUAAAUAUCUGAGAAUGAAAAUUAUUAUUUAUUUAAUGGUUUUUAUGGAAUAGAAUUUAAAAUAGGAGAAAUUAUCUAAAGUUAAAUUUAUUAUGACUUUUAUGUUAAAAUCUCAAAAUCUUCAACAGGAAGUAAAGAAACUACUUUUGGAAGUUUAAAUUCAUAUAUGAAUAGUAGUACAAUUCAAAUAAUUCCAAAAAGCAUUCUAGAAUUUUGUAAUGAUGAAACUUGCACUUAAACAAUGAAUUCAACUUCACUGUAUUUAAAUGAUCAAGUUUGGCUAAAACAUUCAAUAAAUACAUCUGGAUUAGAAGGAUAUUAUUUAACAAAUCCAGUAAUAUAUUUUAUAGGAGAUAAUAUUUUUAAGUAAGGAACAAUAAAAGAUAAAAAACUAAAUUAAAAAGGAUUUUCUUUAUAUUUAAUGACAGUUGAAAUUGCAUGGUCUAAUAUUAAAAUUAGUGCUGCUGCAACUAUGUCAAUAAAUGCUGGAAAUAGAUUCUUAGCAGAAGAUAAAACAAAAGUAGAUUAUAAUUCUAUCUAAACAACUUCAAGUAUAGAGAUUGAUUGUAUAAGAAUUAAAGAGACCAAUUAAUGUUGUUUUGACAAUGAAACUUGUUUUUCUGAUCGAUUAUCUCCUAAACUUAUUUUAUUAAUGAUUUCCAUUAGUUUAUUAUUAUUAUUAUGA
Molecule: messenger RNA, 1137 nt
Organism: Paramecium sonneborni
Lineage: Eukaryota; Ciliophora; Oligohymenophorea; Peniculida; Parameciidae
Source: the annotation of a GenBank genome assembly